Messenger RNA from Cicer arietinum (chickpea), 1498 nucleotides. RefSeq lists its product as uncharacterized. Lineage: Eukaryota; Viridiplantae; Streptophyta; Magnoliopsida; Fabales; Fabaceae. The record is from RefSeq and is a predicted model, not a curated record.
CAUUUUCUCUUUGUAAAAAAAAAAUAUAUUUUGUAUCUUUCCUUAAACCACUUUUGUUCUUCCUCUCUUUAACUCUUCCCUCUUUGUAUUUCUAUAGGAAUAACAAAGAGGGUAUUGAUAUUGUGUUAUUGUUGAAGAGAAGAAGAACAUGGAGAGCUUUGAAGAAAAAGUGUGUGUUUUCAUGGAUGAACAUUCUUACCAUUCCAAUGAAUCAGAGUUGCAUGCCUCUUUGGAGGACCUAUGCUUGUCAGAACAACAAAGUAGUGAUUCUGAGGAAGAUUCACCACAAAGGAUUUUGUAUUGGGAUUCUCAGGUGGCACUUCUUCAGGAAAUUUUGGAGAGAUACAACAUAACAGGGUCGAAAUUGAGACAAGAAGUUGGUAGAAUCAUCAACAAGAUCAAAGCUUCAGAUUUUUGCAGCUGCUUGAAGCCUAACUCUCACAAUUGCAUCACCUGUUUGAGAAGACGAGUGGCUACUGUGCUCUCUGACAGAGGAAUCACUACCAAUCUUUGCAUGUCAAAAUGGAAAUCCACACAUAAAGUUCCAGGAGGUUCUCACGAGUAUAUUGAAGUGAUUGCAAGCACAUCAACAAGGAAGAGACAAAUCCGAUUUCUUAUUGAAUUGGAAUUGAAGGAACAGUUUCAGAUUGCAAAAGCAGGUGAAGAGUACCAGAAAAUUGUGUCGUGUUUGCCGGAAUUUUAUGUCGGGAAGGCAGAGUACUUAACUGCGAUUGUUCGAGUUGUGUGUGAUGCUGCAAAGAAAUCAAUGAAGAAGAAGAAAAUGCAUCUGGCUCCAUGGAGGAAGAACGGGUUCAUGCAAAUGAAGUGGUCAGGUUUCAAUCAAACAUAUCAUCAUCACCACAUACAACAAGCAAGUGAAUCUAAUAUGGGAUUUUCAAGAGCUCCUAAUGCUGUGGUAGCAGUCAACUGAAUAGUCAUUUCUUCCAUUCCAAUUGCUAGAUUUUGAAGGAGAAUUUUGGACGCAAAACCUCUUCAUUACUAUGUAGGAAUUUAUGCCUCAACCACUGCAGUGCAGGAAUAUAUUCUAGUGUAUAGUAUAGAACUAUAGACCAUUUACAAUUCAUUGCCCUUUAGGUCCAUUGUUAUGUUUUGAUGGAAUACUAGUAGUAGCAUCUAUGUUGAGGUGUGGGAGAGAGAUCCAUAAGAUGAUGGUGUGUGUAAUUCCUGCAAUGGUUUGAGAUGCAGAUCAGUUUUGAACAUGUUUGAUAGGUUUUGCCGUAGCAAGAAAGCUUGAAAUCAGUUCUUGUUGGAUGAAACCCAGGUUAGGUUGCCCAACUUUGGCAGAAGGGGCGAAUGAGCCUUAGAGCAUUAAAUGCAUGUUUUCACGGUAGGAUUGACAAGACAAAAUGACGCCGAAACACUGUGAUUGUGUAAAUCCUACACUUAAGACAGAUGAUGAAAAGGGAAGUCACAGAAUUGUUACCAUGUUAACUCAUGAUAAAUAGAAAUACAAUAUUAAUACAUAAUCUAGGUGACA